AUGGGAGGAGAGACUGCACCGUUGAUCCCCACGGGAGGAGAGAUUGCACCGCUGGCCCCCACGGGAGGAGAGACUGCAACGUUGGCCCCCACGGGAGGAGAGACUGCACCGUUGAUCCCCACGGGAGGAGAGAUUGCACCGCUGGCCCCCACGGGAGGAAAGACUGCACCGCUGGCCCCCACGGGAGGAGAGACUGCACCGCUGGCCCCCACGGGAGGAGAGACUGCACCGUUGGCCCCCACGGGAGGAGAGAUUGCACCGCUGGCCCCCACGGGAGGAAAGACUGCACCGCUGGCCCCCACGGGAGGAGAGACUGCACCGCUGGCCCCCACGGGAGGAGAGACUGCACCGUUGGCCCCCACGGGAGGAGAGACUGCACCGUUGGUCCCCACGGGAGGAGAGAUUGCACCGCUGGCCCCCACGGGAGGAAAGACUGCACCGCUGGCCCCCACGGGAGGAGAGACUGCACCGUUGAUCCCCACGGGAGGAGAGAUUGCACCGCUGGCCCCCACGGGAGGAAAGACUGCACCGCUGGCCCCCACGGGAGGAGAGACUGCACCGUUGAUCCCCACGGGAGGAGAGAUUGCACCGCUGGCCCCCACGGGAGGAAAGACUGCACCGCUGGCCCCCACGGGAGGAGAGACUGCACCGUUGAUCCCCACGGGAGGAGAGAUUGCACCGCUGGCCCCCACGGGAGGAAAGACUGCACCGCUGGCCCCCACGGGAGGAGAGACUGCACCGUUGAUCCCCACGGGAGGAGAGAUUGCACCGCUGGAGAGACUGCACCGUUGA
This is a messenger RNA of Lingula anatina, 792 nucleotides long. RefSeq names its product skin secretory protein xP2-like. Lineage: Eukaryota; Metazoa; Brachiopoda; Lingulata; Lingulida; Lingulidae. The record is from RefSeq and is a predicted model, not a curated record.